AUGGACUUGCCACUGCUGCAAGUAUCCUUCCUCGUGCUUCUCGAUAGUGAUCAAUGGCGGACGCGUGGAGAAUCUGCUGAAGAAACUCGCAUACGCCAGCAUAACCAUCGGAACUUUCUUCUUCCUCAUCAGCUACCUUGGAAUCCCAGGAUCCUGCAUCUGUCUAGAAACCCCAAUCACAAAACCCCACCAGAAAUUCCCUUACUCCACCUGCGAUUUCUGCCCCUGCCGCCCUUACCUCCAUCCAACGAAGAAGAACCUCCGUUGUGGUCAUCCACGCUCUGGAUCUCCAAACUAAAUUCUUUCACCAAAUUCUUCUCUGACCUUCAAUGCCCCGGCCUCUUACUUAACCACCCAUGCAUCCUCUAUCUCUCCAAGUAA
This is a messenger RNA of Linum tenue, 381 nucleotides long. The record is from the annotation of a GenBank genome assembly. NCBI's taxonomy places the organism in Eukaryota, Viridiplantae, Streptophyta, Magnoliopsida, Malpighiales, Linaceae.